Aspergillus caelatus is the source of this 472-nucleotide messenger RNA. RefSeq lists its product as uncharacterized. Bases 40 to 294 code for a protein of 84 amino acids. Lineage: Eukaryota; Fungi; Ascomycota; Eurotiomycetes; Eurotiales; Aspergillaceae. The record is from RefSeq and is a predicted model, not a curated record. The transcript has 3 exons.
CGUCACAAGUCUACGGUAACUACGCAUCAAACAUUUAGUAUGUCAGGCCUUCCCGAUCUAUCUCACAAAGAGCCCUCGGCCCGAACUCUGAUGGAACAAGCCAGAUCACGAGCCGACAACGCCAGAGAAGACCUCUCGAAUCCGCAUGCCGAACCGGUGGCCGGCGUACAGACCGACCAGAGCCGGAACGCUCAACAGGAUCUAGAUAAGGGUGGUACGGCGAAGACGUCGGUGGAGGGAGGCCAUUCUUCUAGAAUGGUGGAGAGAAUGACGGGCCCUUCUGGUAUCCAUUAGAUGAUAUGGUGUUUUAUGGGAUUGAUUGAGGAAGGGUGGGGUUGCUCAGUUUUGUUAUUUUGCUUUGUGUAUAUUUUCGUUAUCUUCUUUGCUAUAUGGACUAUGAAGAUCCAUUCUUUUUGUGUCAAAUAUUCAUAUUUCAGGAUAUCGCCUUGGAUUUGUAUAAGGAAAGUUAAGC